CUUGACUCAGUAAUAGAUUAACACUCGUGGAGCUCGCUUCGUUUUCACAUACAAAAAGGAUAAAUAAUCGCGCUGUGUAUCGAACUGUGUUAUCUAUAAUUUAGUUAUCCUAAGAGCUUAAGCCGUUGAAAACGAAGCUUAACGAAACUUCUCAGCAUGGGGGUGGCUGAAGAUUUCGCUCCCAGCUUUGUGAAGAAACCACAAUUACAUCAGGAAGAUGACGGAAAUCGCUUAAUAUUUGAGUGUCAACUAUUAUCUUCCCCUAAACCGGAUAUCGAAUGGUUUCGAAGUGACUAUAAAUUAACAGAAGAUGGUCGAACAAAAUUCAAAAUCCAGCCAAGCGGAGAAAACAUAUUUACAGUAGUAUUAGAGCUCGACGAUGUAGCAGAAACUGAUGCUGGCCUUUACAAGGUAAAGGCUAAAAAUAAAUCAGGCGAAGUUUCUGCAUCAAUAAAUCUGAAUUUCACACUUGGCAAGAUUGUUCUACUUAACGAAUUAAGACAAAUCGACGGCUUCGCGCCGACAUUCGCGAAAAAACCUGCAAUACGUCAAGAAGAAGAUGGUAAAUGUCUCUUUUUUGAAUGCCGUGUUAAUGCGGAUCCUUUACCCAAUAUAACAUGGUUCCACAAUGGCACAGCAGUGACAGACUCCUCGAGGCAUAAGCUCACAAUCAACAAGGACGGCCACUCAUAUUUUGCAACUCUUGAAAUACAAAAUGUUACAGUUGAGGAUGCUGGAAAAUAUAAAGUAAAUGCAAAAAAUGAACUGGGCGAGAGCAAUGCAACGAUUAGUCUAAACUUUGAUAGCGAUGAGGCUCCAGUUCCAGAAAGUACAGUUGGUAUUAAACCUACAUUUACCGAGCGUCCAGUGAUACGUCAAGGCGAGGAUGGCGGCAAUGUCACAUUUGAAUGUAGAUGCGUUGGGGACCCCACACCAACAGUUACAUGGUCCCACGGCGAAGCAGACUUGAGUGAAGGCAAGCGCUACAAAAUGUCAUUGACUCUGGAUCAAAAAUUAUAUCAUAUGGCAUGCUUAGAAAUAAGCAAUGUGGUUUCAAGUGACCAAGGCGAAUACCGAGCACAAGCAACAAAUAAACACGGCUUGGGCGUGGCGACUAUCAAUUUGAAUUUUGAGAGCGGAUCAAAAAAAAUUCCUGACGGUAAGUCACCGCGUUUUCCUAAAAAGCCCACAAUUCGCCAAGAGGAAGACAUACUGAUAAUGGAAUGCAUACUGGAGGCGCAUCCAGUUCCGGAUAUUAACUGGUAUUGCUCAGAUAAGCAAAUUCUAGACAAUAAAAGAACCAAAAUGACACGAAAAGCGAUUACAAAAGAUAGUUAUGUACUAACUCUGGAGAUACAAAAUCCAACAAAAGAUGACGGUGGCAACUAUCGAUGCAACGCUAUUAAUACAUAUGGAGAAAGCAAUGCCAAUAUCGCGCUUAACUUCCAAGGCGCCAAUGAUGCGAAUGGUUUUGCACCUUCUUUUAUUGAGAAGCCUAGGAUAAUUCCAAAUGAGACGGGUACUUUGAUCACUAUGAAAUGCAAAUGUAAAGCUAAGCCUGAACCCAGUGUAACAUGGUACCGAGGACAAGACAUUGUGGAAAAGAGCAAAAAAAUUAAAAUAAAUACAACUGUUAUUGCAGAAGACACGUAUGAAUUAACUUUAGAAAUAAAGGAUCCCAGCGCAAAUGAUGGCGGCACAUACAGAUGUAAUGUUAAAAACGAAUAUGGCGAGUCCAAUGCCAAUCUAAAUUUAAACAUUGAGGCUGAGCCAGAGCCCGAGGGUGAAGGACCUACAUUCAUUGAAAAGCCUCGCAUUAUAUCAGAAAAUAAUGGAAAGUUGGUUAUUAUGGAGUGCAAAAUAAAGGCUGAUCCAAAACCAGAUAUAGUUUGGUAUCGUAAUGGUGAAGUUAUUAAGGAGAGCAAUAAAAUUAAAAUGAGUAUGGAGCAGCGUGGCGAUCAGUACUAUAUCAAGUUGGAAUUAAUUGAUCCACAGCUAGAAGAUUCGGGUCUCUACAAAUGUAAUAUAAAGAAUACAUUAGGUGAACUAAAUGCCAAUCUGACUUUAAAUAUUGAAAUUGUACCUGUCAUUAAGGACAAACCCAAAAUAAUCAAGAUUAUUAAGAAGCGAACUGUGGUUAUUGAGUGCACAGUGGCAUCUAAAUUUGAGCCUAAGUGCACCUGGUACAAGGAAAGCAAUACGGUAGAGGAAAGCAGACGCCAUGUAUACUUGGUAGAAAAAACAAAAGAAGGCGAAUUUGCCGUUAAAUUGGAAAUUAACGAGGUUGAAGAUAGUGACAAGGGGGCGUAUAAAUUAGUGGCAAGUAACGAGAAGGGCGAAGCUGUUUCUCAAGUUGUCAAUCUAGUUGACAUACCUGAAGAAGAACGGAAACCAAUAAAGCCAGAAAUAUCCCGCAAACUUGCCGAUCAAAAGGUCACUGAAUCAAAAACAUUUGAACUGUUAAUCAGCCUAAAACAGUCAGAUCGUAAAUGCAAGGUGGAGUGGUACAAGGGAAGCACGCUUAUACGCGAGACUAAGGACAUAACUACUACAUUUGAUGGUACAACAGCAAGGCUAACAUUCAGCAGCGCUAGAUCCGAGCAUACCUCGAAUUAUAAGGUUAUUGCUACUAAUGAGGUUGGCAAGGACGAAUCCUCAUGUAAAGUGACUGUGGAGAAGAAAGACAAGAAGAAGGAUGAAAAGCCCGAGCCUAAAAAAGAUAAGGAUGAAGCCGCAAAGAAAUCUGAGGCCGAUCAAGAAAAUAAUAUUUUGGAAGAAAAAAAAGAUGAAGUCAAGGAUGAUGAACAAACUUUUGAGCUUCCUGAAGAGCAAAGUCAAAUUGAGAAAGUUCACAGCAGAGAUAUUGACUCAGAGGAACUGCACCUAGAACAAAAUAAAGAAGGAGAAGAAAAGCGAAAUAAAAAGGAGAAAUCCAAAACAAUUGAAGACAAAGAAAAAGUUGAAGUUCCGGCGAAGAUAGAUACUGUCAAAUCAAAGGAAGGUGAACAGAAAAAGGCUAAAAUAGACAAAAAAGAUUUGGAAACAACAAGAAGUGCACCUGAAAAACUAAGCGAUGACGAGAAAUUAAAGUCAAAAGAUAGACCAAUUAAUGGCAAAUCUAAUCAAGAUGAUAAUCCCAAAGUGAGUCCCGAAAAUGAAGAGCAAUCUAAAACGGAACAGGUGUCGCUUAAAAAGGCUGAGCGAAAGGCAAGUGUGGUUUCAAUUAAGGAAGAGUCAAUUUCUGAGGUACGUCGUAAGUCAAUUAUAAAAACAAAUGAAGAACUUUCAAGCGAAGAAACAAAAUUCUCCUCUAGAAGAUCUUCACUUGCGGUUGAAGAGUCAAAAUUAGAGUCGCGGCGGUCGUCCGUCGUUGAGAGAAAGACCCUUGAGGAAGUUGAAAACGAAAAAAUUGAAGCCAACAAAAGUCCACAAAUGAUUAAGGAAGAGAUUCCAAAACUGAAAUCUGCUGAUAAACGGCGUGUUCCAAAGAUGGUAGAAGAGUCUCAACCAGUUGAAGAAUUACCGAAGCUACGAAAAACGUCUAUUGCACAACCUAAAGAGGAGACCAAAUUAGAGGCGGCUAAGCCAAAAAGCAAAGCAAAGCCAAAGGCCAAGCCCAAAUACGAUGAGCUUCCCGAAAUUCCAGACUAUGAACGACCAGAACUAGAAAAAUAUGAAAAAUCCGAGUUCAUACCAUCUGACUUUGCUCGUGACCUUGAAAUACCAAAUAAAAUGGAAAAACCAAUAUUAGAAGUGCCGAAAAAAGCACCAGAAGAAGCUCCCCCGAAAAAUGGACUUCUAAAGAAAUCUGAAAUCGAAGAGCAGUCCAUGGAGCAACCAAAAGGAUUCAAGCUGGGUAAGGGUAAGCUACCCGGCGAGGAAGACAACAGAGAUGGGGCUACUUUAAAGCCUGUUAUUGUCGAACCAGAGGCCGAUAAACCAUCUUUGUUGGAUAUUAUCAAGCAGCGGCGUCGCUCUUCUGUCAGAAACUUGAUGACCAAAGAACCCAUUAAAAACGAAUCCUUCCUUGGCGUAGUCUUAAAACCCGUUGUAAAGGAUGCUAAAGAGCAAGCUGAACCCCAACAAGCUAAGCAAUUACUGAAGGCGAAUGUAACGGAACAGUUUAGUCCUACAAAUGCAACCAAGGCACAGAUAUCUGACCUGAAAAAACCCGAGUCCCUUGCAACUAUUGUGGAUAAUUACGAGCGCCCUAAAUUAGAACAAUUUGUACCUAUCAAUUUUGAUAAAACAGUAAAGCAACCCACACCCGUCAUAAAUCACCCGAAGCUAAAUCCACCAAUUCAAUUACCCAUGGAACCGUUGAGGGAUGACAAGCCGAAGGUACCAAAGAUGCAGCCACCUGCUCCGGGGGAGCCACCUAAGAUUGAAGUUAUUCGUGAGAAACGGCCUUCGCUUGCUCCAGAGCCUCCUAGCCGACGCGGAUCACUAAUACCUCCAGCUGAUAUGGGACGAAGGCCUUCCCUAAUUAUUAAUGAUGAGAAGAAACUCCGCCCUGGCGAAGUCAUGGAUACACGGUUGUUGAGGCCAGGCGAGGUUGGUGAAGGACAGCGGAGACGUCCAUCUGUCGAUGUUCGCAGACCCAGCGUACAGGACUUAGAAGAUCUCAUCAAUAAGCCAUCAACACCAUUGCGUGACAUUGGUGAAGGUGGUCCACCAUCAAUAUUUGAUGUACAAGAAUCCUACUCAGUGGUUGAAGACUCGACGGCUUACCUUACGGUUGGUGUUGAAGGAAAUCCAGCGCCAACAUUUAAAUUUUAUAAGGGAGUUGGUGAAAUUCUCGAAGGUGGUCGGUAUAAGUUCCUGACUGAUGGACAAACAAAUACAAUCACACUUUGUAUGCGUAAGUCAAAGCCCAACGAUGAGGGAAAAUAUAAGGUUGUUGUUUCAAAUAUCCAUGGCGAAGACUCGGCCGAGAUGCAACUUUUUGUAUCAGAUGCCAGUGGCAUGGACUUCCGCGCUAUGCUUAAAAAACGACGUUAUAAAAAUUGGGACAAAGAAGAGCAAGAUCCAAAUUGGGGUGAUCUUAAAGAAACCGAAAAACCAUUACCGGCUCUUAAAAAAGUCGAAAGGAAAGUGGAGUCGUUUCUUAGUCCGCUCAUUGAUCAAUUCGCUAAAGAAGGGAAGGAUAAGAAGGUUGUAUUCGAAGCAAGAUUCAGCAAGCCAAAUUGCAAACCCAAGUGGCUAUUCCGUAAGGAUGAGGUGUUCACAGGAAGCAAGUUCAAAUUUAAACAGGAGAACGAUACAUAUCAAUUGAUUAUAACUACGCCUAAGGUCGAGGACACUGGGAAAUACACAAUAGAAAUCGGUGGAGUCUCCAGCACGGCAUUCCUUAAUGUUGAAGAGGCAGAUCCAACAUACACAUUUACGAAACCACUUAAGAAAAAAUUGGAAGGGUUUACUCAGCAUGAGACGACCCUCGAAUGUACGGUCAGCAGUAGCAUGGCCAACGUGCAUUGGUUUAAAGAUAAUAAGAAAAUCGAAUCAGAUGAUCCACGUUAUUUAAUUUCAAAAGAUAUAAAUGGCAACCUUAAGCUCAUUAUAAAAGAUUCAUUAUUAGAAGAUGCUGGUCAAUAUCGCUGUCAAUUGGACAAACAGCCGGAUAAAACAGAAUGUGUUCUAAAAAUCGUUGAGUAUCCAUAUAAAUUUGUGAAGGUGCUUAAGUCACAGCAAUGUAUCGAGAAAGAUACAGUAACGCUUGCCUGUGAAAUUGAUGACGCAAUGGGCGAGGUCCAAUGGUUCCGCAAUGAUGAAGAAAUAAAGCCCGAUAAACGUAUUCAAAUUGUAAAGGACGGCCGAAAACGAAAGCUCGUAAUUAAGGACUGUAAAGUUACAGAUGCUGGACAAUUUAAAUGCACCACUAACGCUGACAAGACUGAAGCCGAAAUUAUAAUUAAUUACCAAAAUCGCUUCAAUAAAAAACUUAAAGACACUGACGCUGUCGAGCGAGAGAAGUUAGUGCUAGAUGUGGAGUUACAGGAUCAAACCGCACCAUGCGACUGGAAAUUUAAUGGAGAGCCAUUGGCGUCAAGUGAUCGAAUUGAAAUCAAAAAUUUGGGUGGUGGUAAGCAUCAACUUGUCUUCAAUAAUCUGGAUUUAUCUGAUGCUGGUGAAAUCACAUGCGAAUCGGGACAAUUGACGUCAACAUGCAAGCUAUCUGUACGUAAAGGUGAAAGCCGACCUAAUAUUGAUUGUCCUGAUGAGUUUGCAGGUCCUGUUAGUGCACCUGUCAUUAUUGAAGUACCAUUUAAAGUAAGCGGCACGAAGCAGACUCCAGUUGAAGCUAAAUUAAUAAAGGACGGCAAACCAUUACCUGUUAAGGAUGUUGAAGUUGCCGUAACUGAUGAUAAGGUUACGUUUAAACUGAAAAAACCGUCAAGAGACUUAUCAGGAUUAUAUCAAAUCAAAAUUUCCAAUGGUCAAGGCGAAGAUACUAAGGAUGUUACAAUUAUUUGUCAAGAUGUCCCACAGUCACCACAGGACGUAGAUGUUACGGAUAUUUAUCAGACAUCGUGUGUAGUUAAAUUUAAAGCACCGGCUGACGAUGGCGGGUCUCCGUUAAUCAAAUACGUUAUUGAACGGCAAGAUUUAAGUAAAAAGCAAGGCUGGGAGCCUGUCGCUGAGGUUCUACCAAGUGAACCAUGUCUUAAAAAGAUUGACGACUUGGUGCCAAAGAAACAGUACAGAUUCCGUAUACGUGCUGUGAAUAAGAUUGGUCCUUCCGAUCCGGCCACUUUCAAAAACUCAAUACUUGCCAAAGACCCAUGGGACGAACCCGGCAAACCUAAAAGCGUUGAUUUAACUGACUGGGAUAAGGAUCACGCUGAUGUAAAAUGGGAGGCACCUGAUAAUGAUGGCGGUGACCCAAUUACAUCGUACAUUGUGGAAUUCAAAGAGAAAUUUUCCAACGAUUGGGUUACCGGCAAGGAGGUGCCCGGAGAUGCUAGAACAGCAACUGUGGAUGGCCUUAAAGAGGGACAGCAAUACGAAUUUAGAGUCCGUGCUGUUAAUAGGGCAGGUCCUGGCGAGCCUAGCGACAAGACUAAAGCCAUUAUUGCCAAAUGCCGCUUCGUUAAGCCGUUCUUAGUCGGCGACGGUCUCAAGAAUAUCACUGUGAAGAAAGGACAAACCGUUCGCUAUGACAUUAAAUAUGACGGUGAGCCAGAGCCAACUGCAACCUGGUUGAAGGCUGACCAGCAACUGAAAUUUGACAAUCAGCGCAUCUGUCUAGAGCAGCUAGAGCGUAAUUCAUCAAUUACUAUUAAGAAGACGGUAAGAAAGGAUACCGGAAAAUACAAAUUGGUGUUGACUAAUAGUUCAGGGACAAUUGAGUCUGAAGCCCAAGUAAUUGUUUUGGACCGUCCCUUGGCACCCGGCGGACCUUUUGAUGCUGAAGAGGUUCGAGCUCAUCGAAUUAAGAUGAAGUGGAAAAAGCCAGAAGAUGAUGGCGGCUGUGAGAUUACUGGCUAUGCACUUGAGCGAAUGGAUGAGGACACCGGCCGCUGGAUACCGGCCGGCGAAGUAGGCCCGGAUGAAACCUCAUUUGACUUUAAGGGCCUGAGUCCAAACAAGAAAUAUAAAUUCCGAGUCAAGGCCAUUAACAAGGAGGGUGAGUCCGAGCCCCUUGAGACAACUGACGCCAUUCUUGCCAAAAACCCUUAUGAUCCACCAAGUCCGCCCAGCCAGCCAGUUAUUGACGACUAUGAUAACAAGAGCGUGCUUCUUAAGUGGAAGAGACCACCGUCGGAUGGUGGUCGGCCAAUUACUCAUUAUGUUGUUGAAAUAAAAGAUAAAUUCUCACCCACAUGGAGCGAAGUUGCCAAAACAGAGGACCCUACGCUUGAAUGCAAAGUAGAAGGUCUCAAAGAAAAAAUGAUCUAUCAGUUUCGAGUUCGUGCUGUCAAUAAAGCUGGACCUUCCGAACCUUCACAGCCUACCGAUAAUCAUUUGUGCAAACAUAAAAACCUUAAACCACAAAUUGAUAGAUCUACAUUCAAACGGGUUACAAUUAAAAGUGGUCGCACUCACAAAUGGUCGGUGGACGUCAUUGGUGAACCUGUUCCAGAACUACACUGGAGCUGGCGUGAUGAUGUACCCCUGACAACUGGAGAUCGCAUAAGUAUCGAGAACAUUGAAUAUCAUACAGACUUUUGCAUUACAAACGCAAAGCGGCAAGAUAGCGGUUUUUAUACAUUGAAAGCUGAAAAUUGCAACGGUAUCGAUCGAGAAUCUGUCGAGCUUAUUGUUCUUGGAAAACCCAGUUCUCCGAAGGGUCCGCUCGCAGUUAGUGAUAUCACAGCAACAGGCUGCAAGUUGCAGUGGAAGAAGCCAGAUGAUGAUGGUGGCGUGCCGAUCAAGGAGUAUGUGAUUGAGAAAAUGGAUACAGCAACGGGCAAAUGGGUGAGGGUUGGCCGUUCUCCCGGUGAAAAGGAACCACCUAGCUUUGACGUAAACGGCUUAAAUCCCGGCUCGGAAUACAUGUUCCGUGUCUCGGCAGUUAAUGAGGAAGGUGAAUCGGAGCCUCUUACCACUCUUGUGGGUGUUGUUGCUAAGGAUCCAUUUGAUGAGCCAAACAAGCCCGGCACCCCCGAAGUCACCGACUAUGAUAAUCAAAGCAUUAGUCUGAAGUGGGCACCACCUAAUAAUGAUGGCGGUGCUCCAAUACAAAAAUAUAUAAUUGAAAAAAAGGAUAAAAAUAAACCGGAAUGGGAAAAGGCCAUAGAAAUUCCCGGCGAUCAAUUGGAAGCUACAGUGGCCGGCUUACAGGAAUACGGUGAAUAUCAGUUCCGCGUCAUUGCCGUUAAUAAAGCAGGAUUAUCUCCACCCUCUGAUGCAAGUGUGCCACAGAUCGUCAAGUAUAAAAAAUUAAAGCCCCGCAUUGACAGAACAAACUUAAAGCCUUUGCUUAUACGAGCUGGAAAACCAAUUAAAUAUGAUGUGAAUGUGCGCGGCGAACCAGUUCCAACGGUUAUAUGGUAUCAGAACGAUAAGGAGCUUAAGCCUGAGGAGCUAUCGAGCAAUUUUGAGAUUAAAAAUAUUCCACACAAUACGAAGAUUUCAAUAGUCGAUACUAUAAGACAGCACACAGGUACUUAUAAGAUUCGUGCCGUGAAUGAGCAUGGCGAAGAUGAAGCUACUGUGGAAGUAAACGUAUUGGCUCCACCCGGAAAGCCAAAGGGACCCUUGGCUGUAAAUGAUAUUACUAAGGAUGGAUGCAAGCUCAAAUGGAAAAAACCAGAAGACGAUGGAGGCAAGCCCAUUACAGCUUAUCAAGUAGAAAAAUUCGAUAAGAAACAAGGUCGCUGGGUACCAGUUGGUCGUACAUCGGGUAAUGAUACCGAACUUGAUAUCAAGGGACUUCAAGAAGGCCAUGAGUAUCAGUUUCGGGUCAAAGCCAUUAACGAGGAAGGCGAGUCUGAGCCUUUAGAGACCGAUGGUACCAUAAUCGCCAAGAAUCCAUAUGAUGCUGCCAGUAAACCUGGUACCCCCAAAAUUGAUGAUUACAAUGAGCACAUGGUUAAGCUUGUGUGGGAGCCACCGAAGGAUGAUGGCGGUGCACCAGUAACAGGUUAUAUUAUCGAAAAAAAAGAUAAGUUCUCACCGAUGUGGGAUGAAAUACUUACCACCAAUUCUUCUGCUCCGGAAGCAACUGUCGAUGGCCUUACAGAAGGGAAUGUGUAUCAAUUCCGUGUUCGUGCCGUCAAUAAAGCCGGAACCAGUGAGCCUAGUGGGGCCACAGAGCCCCAUUUAGCUAAGCCAAGAAAUCUCAAGCCCUUAAUAAAUCGUGACAAAAUGAAGCCAAUAAAGGUGCGUGCAGGGCAAACUGUUAAAUUCGACGUCGAUGUGAAAGGAGAGCCUGCACCUACUUUGACCUGGUUCUUCACCGAGAAGGAAAUAGCCACGAGUGGGCAAGCACGUAUCGACAACGAAGACUACAAUACAAAACUUGUCCUUUUAGACACCACUCGCAAAGAGAAUGGUGUCUAUAAGCUGAGAGCUGAAAAUAUAAAUGGUGUUGAUGAGGCUGAAGUGGAAGUGACAAUAUUAGACAAACCUUCUAAACCUGAAGGACCGUUAGAGGUCAGCGAUAUUCAUAAAGAAGGAUGCAAGUUAAAAUGGAAGAAGCCUAUGGACGAUGGUGGAGUACCUAUUACUGGUUAUGUUGUUGAAAAAAUGGAUACUGCAACUGGUAAAUGGGUGCCAGCAGGUUCUGUCGAUCCUGAAAAAACAGAAAUCGAUGUGAAAGGCCUGGAUCCAAACCAUCGUUAUCAGUUUAGAGUUAAGGCAGUAAAUGAGGAAGGCGAAUCAGAACCACUGGAGACUGAUUCAGCCAUUACAGCUAAGAAUCCAUUUGAUAUAUCUGCACCGCCAGGACUACCAGAGCUUGAAGACUGGGAUGAACAUCAUGUUAAAUUGAAAUGGGAGCCACCUAUUCGAGAUGGAGGAUCGCCAAUUACGAACUAUGUCAUUGAGGUUAUGGAUAAAGACUCCGGCGAGUUUGUGAAAGCAGCUGAGACCGAUGGACCCAUCUGCAAGGGUGUGGUAAAAAAACUAGAAGAAGGGCAACAAUAUAAGUUCCGUGUUCGUGCUGUAAACAAAGCUGGUCCUUCUGAUCCCUCCGAACAAACUAAUUGGCAUACAGCAAAGCCACGAUUCUUAAAACCGCACAUCGACCGAACAAAUUUAAAACCAGUGGUCGUGAAAGCUGGCCUAUCAAUAAGCCUGGACAUCAAUAUAAGAGGCGAGCCGGCUCCUAAUGUGGAAUGGUCAUUUAAUGGAAUAACCGUAGUUAGUGACGAAGAAAAUGUGAAGAUCGACAAUGUUGACUACAACACAAAGUUCUUUGUUAUGCGAGCAAAACGUCCUCAAAGUGGAAAAUAUACCAUUAAGGCUACUAACGAGGUUGGGGAAGAUAUAGCCGAGCUUAAUGUCACAGUUCUAGGCAAACCAGGCAAGCCAAAAGGUCCUUUACAGGUCAACGACAUAACAAAGCAUAGCUGUAAAUUGAAGUGGGAUAAGCCCGAUGAUGACGGUGGUGCUCCAAUUGAUUACUAUGAAAUCGAAAAGCUGGAUCCGCAUACUGGACAGUGGCUGCCUUGUGGAAAGAGUUCUGAGCCGGAGGCCAAGGUAAUCGGAUUGCAUGAGGGUAAGCCGUACAAAUUCCGUGUCCGUGCCGUUAAUAAAGAGGGAGAAUCUGAAGAUUUGGAAACAGAUAAGACAAUUAUUGCCAAAAAUCCAUUUGAUGAACCAGAUAAGCCAGGUCGACCAGAACCAACUAAUUGGGAUAAGGACUUUGUUGAUUUAGCUUGGGAUCCACCCAAAAAUGAUGGCGGUGCUCCAGUUCAAAAAUAUAUAGUACAAAUGCGCGAUAAGUCCGGAAGAGCUUGGGUUGAUGCAGCCACUGUGCCUGGAGAUAAGACCAAAGGCACUGUAACUGGCGUUGAGGAGGGGCAUGAAUACGAGUUUCGUAUUGUCGCAGUUAAUAAAGCUGGGCCAAGUGAGCCGAGUGAUGUGUCCAAAUCAGUUGUUGCAAAGCCACGUUUUCUUAAGCCCCACAUUGAUCGCAAGAACUUACAAAAAAAGAUCAUGCGAAGUGGUCAAAUGUUACAUAUGGAUGCAGCUGUUAAAGCCGAGCCCCCGGCUAAGAUCACGUGGACCUACAAUGGAGCAGAGAUCAAGACAAGCGAUAAAAUAAAAAUUGAAAAUGAGGAAUACAAAACAACGUUCAUUAUGCCGAAGGUAAAACGCGCCGAUAAAGGUACGUAUAUUGUCACUGCGAAAAAUGAUUCCGGCGUAGAUACGGUGGAGAUAGAGUUAGAGGUUGUUUGCAAGCCCAGUAAACCAAAGGGGCCACUUGCUGUCUCCGAAAUAACUGCCGAAAGCGUACAUCUCAAAUGGGAUAAGCCGGAAGAUGACGGUGGCGAGCCCAUUGAGAAUUAUGUUGUCGAACGUAUGGACACCGAAACGGGACGCUGGGUGCCAGUAUUAACAACGAAAACGCCGGAGGCCGAUGUAACUGGUCUAACUGAAGGCAAAGAAUACCUCUUCCGCGUCAAGGCUGUUAAUAGCGAAGGAGAGUCAGAGCCUUUGACUACUGAUAUUCCUAUUGUGGCCAAAAAUCCAUAUGAUGCUGCUGAUACGCCUGGCAAGCCUCAAAUAACAGACUGGUCGUCAAAUCAUGCCGAUCUUAAAUGGCGGGCGCCAGAAGAUGAUGGCGGAGCGCCAAUUACUGGUUAUAUUGUUGAAAAGAAAGACAACAAUACUGGAAAAUGGCAAAAAGUUAUGGAAACUAAUACGCCCGAUUGCAAGGCCCGCGCUAAUGAUUUAAUCGAAGGUACAAAAUACCAAUUUCGCGUUAAGGCAGUUAACAAAGCUGGCCAGAGCAAGCCAUCGGAACCUUCCGAUCAAAUGAUAGCUAAGGAUCGCUUUGCUCCUCCCAAAAUAGAUCGCACAAAUAUAAAAGACAUUACAAUUAAGGCUGGACAGAACAUACGCUAUGAUAUUAAAGUGUCUGGUGAACCGCCAGCUACGAAGACUUGGUUCCAUAAUAAGGCUCGUAUAGAGAACGAUGACUACAAUAUUGACUUGGAAUCAUAUCGUACUAAAUUGACAGUACCGUACGCCAAACGAUUCCAUACCGGUAAAUACACAAUAAAAGCCGAAAACGAGUCUGGACACGAUGAAGCAUCGUUUGAAAUAACCGUUUUAGACAAGCCAGCUGCGCCAGAGGGUCCCCUACGUGUAACGGAUGUUCACAAAGAGGGCUGUAAUCUAAAAUGGAACCCACCCCUCGAUGAUGGAGGUCUACCUAUUGAGCAUUACGUUGUAGAAAAAAUGGAUGUAGAGACCGGUCGGUGGGUGCCAUCUGGACGCUUUAAGGAGCCAUUCGCUGAGCUCAAUAAUCUAGAGCCCGGUCACGAAUACAAGUUUAGAGUACUAGCUGUAAAUACGGAAGGAGAUUCUGAACCUUUAGUCGGAGAUCACUCGGUCAUUGCAAAGAAUCCAUUCGAUGAGCCCGGCAAACCAGGCACACCUGAAGCAGUCGAUUGGGACAAAGAUCGUGUUGACUUGGUGUGGCGACCACCACACAAUGAUGGCGGAUCUCCAAUCACAAGCUAUGUAGUUGAGAAGCGCGAAAAGGGAACUGAUAAAUGGAUAAAGGGUGCUGACAUUUCUGCACCAGCAUUUGGUGAAGAAUGCAAAGCUACCGUACCAAAUCUUGAUGAAAACUGCGAUUAUGAAUUCCGCGUUAAAGCAGUAAAUGCUGCCGGUCCUGGUGAAGCCUCAGAUGCCAGCAAAACAGUAACCACAAAACCCAGAAGAUUGGCACCUAAAAUUGAUCGAAAGAAUAUCCACACUUACAAUGUAAAGGCUGGCGAACCCAUAUUUUUGGAUAUUAAAGUUAGUGGAGAACCGGCACCCGAAGUUACUUGGACUCAAAAUGGAAAAUCUUUCUAUGCGACAUCAUCCAGUCGCAUCGAAAAUGUUCCAUAUAACAGUAAAUACAUUAACAACAAUCCCGAAAGGAAAGAUUCGGGUCUAUAUAAAAUAGUUGCCCAUAAUCUGUACGGUCAAGAUCAAGUUGAGUUUCAAAUUAGUAUAAUAACCAAGCCAGGAAAGCCUGAGGGCCCGCUUGAAGUUUCCGAUAUUCAUAAAGAUGGAUGUAAGUUAAAAUGGAAAAAGCCGAAGGACGAUGGUGGCGAGCCUAUCGAUAGUUAUUUAAUUGAGAAGUUCGAUCCCGACACUGGCAUUUGGUUGCCAGUGGGUAAAAGUGAUGUACCAGAAUUCAAUGUUGAUGGCCUGAUUCCUGGCCACGAGUAUAAGUUCCGAGUAAAAGCCGUCAAUAAAGAGGGUGAAUCAGAACCACUGGAAACGUUGGGGUCAAUAAUCGCUAAGGAUCCGUUUAGUACACCCUCAAAGCCGGGAUCGCCAGAGCCUACCGACUGGACUGCAAAUAAAGUGGAUCUUGCAUGGGCUGAGCCAGCGAGCGAUGGCGGAUCACCUAUAACGGGUUAUAUAAUCGAGGUGAAAGAUAAAUAUAGCCCACUCUGGGAAAAAGCCCUUGAGACCGAUUCACCCACACCGGUUGCUAUAUUAAAUGGACUAAUCGAAGGCAACGAAUAUCAGUUCCGAGUUAUUGCUUUAAAUAAAGGAGGUCAAUCAGAGCCUUCAGAUGCUAGCAAAACAUUUGUUGCCAAACCGCGCUACCUAGCACCCAAGAUUGACCGCAGGAACCUACGCGACAUAACUUUAUCUGCGGGUACAGCUCUUAAGCUUGAUGCAAAUAUUACGGGUGAGCCAGCUCCAAAGGUAGAGUGGAAAUAUUCAAAUUAUCCCUUACAAUCGGGAAAGAAUAUCACGAUUGAAACGCCCGAUUAUUAUACCAAGCUAGUUAUUCGGCCUACUCAGCGAAGUGACUCCGGAGAAUAUUUGGUUACAGCCACAAACAGCUCUGGCAAAGAUAGCGUUCUUAUCAAUGUCAAUAUUACUGAUAAACCUAUGCCACCAAAUGGGCCACUUCAAAUAUCAGAUGUUCAUAAAGAAGGAUGCCACCUAAAAUGGAAGCGACCUAACGACGAUGGUGGCACUCCGAUUGAGUACUUCCAAAUUGAUAAGUUAGAUCCAGAGAGUGGUUGCUGGAUUCCUUGCGCCCGCUCGAACGACACUCAAGCCAAUGUGACUGGCCUCACACCUGGCAACGAAUAUAAAUUCCGAGUGUCUGCUGUCAAUGCUGAAGGGGAAUCAGUGCCAUUGGUGGGUGAUGAAUCGAUCAUCGCAAAGAAUCCGUUUGACGAACCAGGUAAGCCAGAAAACUUACGAGCCACCGACUGGGAUAAAGAUCACAUCGAUUUGGUCUGGACACCGCCGCUUAAUGAUGGUGGCUCACCAAUCACUGGAUAUUUUAUUGAAAAGAAGGACAAAUAUGGACAGUGGGAAAAGGCAGUUGAGGUUCCAGCCGACCAGUGCAGCGCAACUGUGCCAGAUUUAACCGAAGGCGAUGCGUAUGAAUUUCGUGUUAGCGCUGUUAAUUCAGCUGGUCCAGGCGAGCCGUCAGAUGCAACACCUCCAAUUGUUGCUAAACAACGAAACAAGCCACCAAUGAUUGAUCGCUCGAAUCUAAUUGAAGUGCGCGUUAAAGCCGGUCAAACAUUCUAUUUCGAUUGCAAAGUGUCUGGUGAACCAGCACCAAAAACUAAAUGGUUGCUCAAAAAAAAAGAAAUGUACUCAAAAGAUAAUGUGAAGGUCACACAUGUCGACUACAAUACUAAGCUAAAGGUAACAAGCGCUACUCGGUCACAUUCAGGCCUUUAUACCGUGCACGCAGAGAAUGCCAAUGGUGAGGACAGUGCAGAUGUAAGAGUUACAGUAAUUGAUAAGCCUUCACCACCAAACGGACCAUUAAAAGUUAACGAUGUGCAUGCCGAGGGCUGUACACUCAGUUGGAGUCCUCCAGACGAUGACGGCGGACAGCCAAUAGAAAGUUAUGUUGUUGAAAAAAUGGAUGAAGUAAGUGGUCGAUGGGUUCCAGCCGGCGAAACCGACGGACCAGCAACAAAUAUAAAUGUGAAGGGUCUGACGCCGGGGCACAAAUACAAAUUUAGAGUGCGUGCGAAAAAUCGUCAGGGAACUUCGGACCCUUUAACAACACCGCAUUCAACCGAAGCUAAAAAUCCUUACGAUGAGCCCACCAAACCGGGUAAACCGACUAUUAAAGAUUUUGACAAGGACUUUGUUUAUUUGGAAUGGGCCCGCCCAGAGAGUGAUGGCGGAUCUUUAAUCAGCGGUUACAUUAUCGAGAAGCGAGAUAAAUAUUCGCCCGAUUGGGAAAAGUGCGCUGAGAUUGAAGGCGACGAGCCAAGUGGCCAUGUACCUGACUUGAUUGAAGGAGUUAAAUAUGAGUUCCGUGUAAGGGCUGUUAAUAAAGCCGGCCCCGGUAUACCUAGCGAUGCGACAGAUCCUCAUGUGGCUCGUGCAAGAAACUUGGCUCCUAAAAUCGAUAGAAAUUUUAUGUCUGAUAUCAAAGUGAAGGCUGGUAAUGUAUUUGAGUUCGAUGUACCUGUGAUUGGCGAGCCAAUUCCAAGCAAAGAAUGGUCUCAUGAAGAAAAUAUGGUUAUUAAUACGGACCGCGUGAAAAUAUCUAACUAUGAUGACCACACUAAACUGCGUAUACUUGAUGCCAAACGCGCUGACACAGGUUUAUACACCUUGCUUGCGCGCAACGUUAACGGAGUCGAUAAGCAUACAGUAAAGGUCAUAAUCCUUGACGUGCCAUCCAUUCCCGAGGGUCCACUACGUGGCGAUGAGAUUACCAAAAACUCGAUAACGCUGCGCUGGCGUCCUCCAAAAGAUGAUGGCGGAUCUGAGAUUACCCAUUAUGUGGUUGAGAAAAUGGACAACGAAGCAAUGCGAUGGAUUCCAGUAGGCGAAUGCGCCGGAACGGAAAUAAGAGCAGAAAACCUAAUCGAGAAUCAUGAUUAUAAUUUUAGAGUGAGGGCUGUCAAUAAACAAGGACAGUCGCAACCGUUGACCACCUCUCAGGCAAUUACAGCUAAAGAUCCCUAUGGUCAUCCGGAAAAGCCAGGUCAGCCACAGGCCGUAGAUUGGGGAAAGGACUUUGUUGAUUUAGAAUGGGCGGCUCCCAAACGUGAUGGCGGGGCCCCAAUUACACAGUACAUUGUUGAAAAAAGACCAAGGUUUGGACAGUGGGAACGUGCAGCAGUUGUGCCAGGUGACGAACGCAAAGUGCAUAUUCCUGAUUUGACUGAUGGAGGUGAAUAUGAGUUCCGCAUCAUUGCCGUGAAUCGCGGCGGACAGAGCGAUCCUUCGGAUCCUUCAGCAACCAUCAUAUGUAAGCCCCGCUUCUUGGCCCCCUAUUUCGACAAAUCGUUAUUGAAUGACAUUACCGUUCAUGCUGGAAAGCGAUUGGGGUGGACAUUGCCUAUAGAAGCCUCUCCAAGGCCGUCUAUCAAAUGGCUGUUCAAUGGCAAGGAGAUUGAGCCAAAUACACGCAACGAAUCAAACCUAUUCCAAAACGAACUCACCUUUGAGAUACCAUCAGCUUUGCGGUCUAAUGAGGGUCGAUACACAUUGAUUUUGAAAAAUGAGCACGGUUCCUUUGAUGCUUCCGCGCAUGCCACCGUGCUGGAUAGACCAUCCCCGCCAAAGGGGCCACUGGACAUUACAAAGAUCAAUAGAGAUGGUUGCCAUCUUGCAUGGCAUGUACCAGAUGAUGAUGGCGGCUCUCCCAUAUUGCACUAUAUUGUUGAGAAAAUGGAUUUAUCGCGAGGUACUUGGUCUGAUGCAGGAAUGAGCACGCAUCCAGUCCACGACGUAACACGACUUGUACAUAGAAAGGAAUAUUUAUUCCGUGUUAAAGCUGUCAAUGCAAUUGGCGAAUCAGAACAUUUGGAGGCUGAGAAGAGUAUCAUAGCCAAAAAUGAGUUUGAUGAGCCAGAUGCUCCCGGUAAGCCCAUAAUUACUGAUUGGGAUCGUGAUCACGUUGAUCUACAAUGGGCCACACCAAAGUCCGAUGGUGGUGCGCCCCUCACCGAAUAUAUCAUACAAAAGAAAGAGAAGGGCAGCCCAUACUGGGCGAAUGUUGCUCAUGUGCCGCCAAAUAAAACAUCUGCCACAGUGCCCGAACUUGUUGAAGGACAGGAGUAUGAGUUCCGCAUAAUUGCCGUAAACCAAGCUGGCCAGUCAGAUCCGUCAGAGGCAUCCGAUAUGAUAAUGGCCAAAGCUCGCUAUUUGCCGCCUAAAAUAAUAACACCCAUGCGCGAGGUACGUAUUAAGGCUGGACUAAUUUUUCACAAUGAUAUUGAUUUCAUUGGUGAGCCCGCUCCAGAAGCUUUUUGGACGUUAAAUAGCAAUACAUUACAAUCAAAUGAAAGAUCAACUAUUACUUCAAUUGGCCACCAUACAGUUGUUCAUACGGUAAAUUGCCAGCGCUCUGACUCUGGUAUAUAUCAUUUGCUAUUGCGUAAUGAUUCUGGAAUCGAUGAAGGUAGUUUUGAGCUGAUUGUUCUUGAUCGUCCUGGUCCACCGGAGGGUCCAUUGGAAUAUGAAGAAAUUACAUCAAACUCUGUGACAAUCUCAUGGAAGCCCCCAAAAGACAAUGGAGGAUCUGAAAUAAAUGCGUAUGUUAUCGAGAAACGCGAUUUAACACAUGGAGGCGGUUGGGUUCCAGCCGUUGCCUAUGUAAAUGCGAAGUAUAACCAUGCCAUUGUCCCUAGACUACUAGAGGGAACCAAGUAUGAGUUUAGAGUGAUGGCCGAGAACCUACAGGGAAUAUCUGAUCCUCUGACUUCGGAGGAGCCGGUUAUUGCCAAGAACCAAUACACUGCGCCUGGAGCACCUGGAAAGCCCGAAUUGUCAGAUAGCGACAAAGACCAUAUUGCCAUUAAAUGGAAGCAGCCUAUCAGUAAUGGCGGCUCGCCAAUUCUUGGCUAUGAUAUUGAGCGACGUGAUGUUAAUACUGGACGCUGGAUCAAAAUUAACGGUGAACCAGUUCCAACAACGGAGUAUAACGAUGACAGAGUUUCACCGAAUCAUCAAUACCAAUACAGAGUUUCAGCUGUCAAUGCUGCCGGAAACAGCAAACCUUCAGAACCGUCUUCCAUUUUCAAUGCUCGUCCGAUGCGGGAAAAGCCUAGACUAUAUCUUGAUGGCUUAUUUGGCAGACGUGUUAAGGUGCGUGCUGGAGAGCCGGUUAAUAUCAAUAUACCCAUAUCUGGCGCACCAACACCAACAAUUGAGUGGAAGCGUGGGGAUGACAAGUUACCCAAGAACGCAAAGAAUUCAUUUGAUACAAAUACGGAGCGUACCAUAUUCCGCAUAGAUGACUCAACCAGAAACGACUCGGGUGUCUAUACUGUAUCUGCUAGUAAUGAAUUUGGCAAGGACUCGGCAAAUAUCGAAGUAACUGUUGUCGACAAGCCCACACCUCCUGAAGGACCUUUAAUAUACACAGAGACAGCACCAGAUCAUAUCUCAUUGCAGUGGAAUCCUCCAAAAGAUGAUGGCGGCAGUGAUAUUAGUGGCUAUGUCAUCGAAUUCAGUGAAUAUGGCGUUGAUGAUUGGAAACCUGUCCCUGGCUACUGUCCCAAAACCAAUUUUACUGUUAAGGGCUUGACCGAAGGCAAAAAAUAUAUUUUCCGUGUGAGGGCUGAGAACAUCUACGGAGUUUCAGAUGGUUUGGAAGGUAAACCAGUAAUUGCAAAAUCACCCUUCGAUCCUCCAGGUGCCCCAUCCCAGCCAGUUGUAGCAGCCUAUACACCCAAUUCAGCGUCCUUAGAAUGGCAUCCACCAGAUUAUUGUGGUGGUAAACCGAUUUCUGGAUAUAUUGUGGAGCGAAGGGAACGUGGCGGCGAAUGGAUAAAAUGCAAUAACUACCCAACACCAAAUACAAGCUAUUCCGUGCCUGAUUUGCGCGAAGGCGCUCGCUAUGAGUUCCGUAUAAUUGCUAUUAAUGAAGCUGGACCAGGAAAACCCUCCAAGCCAUCGGAUCCUAUCACAGCCGAAUUACAGCGCAAUCGCCCUGAUGCACCAGAACCACCAAAGGCAGAUCGUAUUACAAAAGAUAGUGUAACACUGUCCUGGCGACCUCCGCGAAACGAUGGGAAAUCAAAAAUUAAAGGCUACUAUGUUGAGAGCCGCGCCAAGAACUCUAAGGACUGGCUGCCUGUAAAUGAUAUACCAAUUAUUUCGACAGUGUAUACAGUGCCAAGUCUGAGGGAAGGUGAAGAGUACUCGUUCCGCAUUAUUGCUGAAAACGAGGUUGGUCGCUCUGAUCCCUCAAAACCUUCACAGCCAGUUAAAAUUGAAGAACAACCAAAUAAGCCAUGCAUGGACCUCGGCGGCGUUCGUGACAUCAUUUGCCGUGCUGGCGAUAAUUUUAGCAUUCAUGUCCCAUACAUUGCGUUCCCAAAGCCCAGUGCUUUUUGGUACUCGAAUGACACUGUGCUUGAUGAUGAAGUUGACCCGCGCGUGCAUCAGCAUUUAACUGACGAUGCUGCUUCGUUUGUCGUCACGAACUCAAAGCGAAAUGACUCCGGCCAAUAUCGCUUGCAAUUGAAGAAUCCAUCCGGCUUCGAUACAGCCACUAUUAAUGUUAAGGUUUUAGAUAGGCCAAGCCCUCCAAUGAAUUUGCGUGCCGAUGAGUUUGCCGGAGAUUCACUGACUCUGUAUUGGAAUCCACCAAAGGAUGAUGGCGGCUCACCCAUUCAAAAUUAUAUCGUCGAGAAAAAAGAAGCGCGCUCUUCCACAUGGACAAAGGUCAGCAGCUAUUGCACGGUGCCGUUCGUGCGUAUACGCAAUUUGGUAAUUAACAAGGAAUAUGACUUCCGCGUAUUUGCCGAAAACAAGUAUGGGCAAUCCGAUCCGGCUUCUACAUACGAGCCCAUACGUGCUAGACAUCCAUUCGAUGUGCCAAACGCGCCCGGUAUACCGCGAGGAAUUGAUUCUACCGAAGAUAGCAUUACGAUUGCCUGGUCUAAACCAAAGCACGAUGGUGGCUCACCAAUAACCGGCUACGUUAUUGAGAAGCGUCUACUUAGUGAAGACAAAUGGACAAAAGCUGUACACGCUCUCUGUCCGGAUGUUAACUGCAAAAUUCCUGGCUUGAUUGAGAAUGCUGAGUAUGAGUUCAGAGUGGCGGCUGUGAAUGCCGCUGGUCAGUCACCCUUCAGUGCAUCCAGUGAUCUUAUCUACUGUCGUCGUCCACCUCAUGCUCCCAAGAUAACAUCAGAUUUAUCUAUACGUGAUCUGACCGUUAUCGCUGGUGAGGAGUUCCACAUUACCGUACCAUAUCAUGCAAAUCCACGUCCUGUGCCUACAUGGACCAUUAACGGACUCGAAACAUUUACCGAUGAGCGCAUUCGAUUCCAAACUGAUGAUUACACUUCUGUGUAUCAUAAUAAGUCUGCAAAGCGUUCCGAGACCGGCUCCUACACCAUAACAUUGGCCAAUAGCAAAGGCUCGGAUACGGCAUCAUGUCACGUUACCGUGGUUGAUAGACCUGGGCCACCCCAAGGUCCACUAAAUGCUUAUGAUAUUACACCAGAUACUUGUACACUGGCAUGGAAAACGCCGCUCGAUGAUGGUGGCUCACCGAUUACUAAUUAUGUCGUGGAGAAACUCGAUGUAAGCGGUACUUGGGUGAAGGUCAGUAGUUUUAUUCGAAACACACAUUAUGAUGUGAUGGGCUUGGAGCCAAAUCAUAAAUAUAAUUUCCGAGUCCGUGCUGAGAAUCAGUACGGUUUGUCUGAUCCUCUUGAUAUAGCAGAGCCCAUUACAGCCAAGCACCAGUUUACCGUGCCAGAUGAACCUGGCCAACCAAAGGUCAUAGAUUGGGACUCGGGCAACGUUACAUUGAUAUGGACACGCCCAGCCAGUGAUGGCGGCUCACGCAUUCAGGGUUAUCAAAUUGAAUAUCGCGACAUUGUAAGCGAUGCCUCGUGGAACACUUAUGAGUAUUUGAUUAAAGAAACCAAGUAUCAGCUCUACAAUCUGACAAACGGUAGCGAGUACGAAUUCCGUAUCAAGGCGAAAAAUGCAGCCGGCUUUAGCAAGCCGUCGCCACCGUCACUCCGAUUCAAGCUAAAGGGUAAAUUCAAUGUACCCUCUCCGCCUGGUACACCACAAGUUACAAAGGUGGGUAAGAACUAUGUGGAUCUUAAAUGGGAGAAGCCAACCAGUGAUGGUGGGUCUCGAAUCACAGGCUAUAUUAUAGAAAGGCGGGACAUCGGCGGCGCUGUGUGGGUAAAGUGCAAUGACUAUAAUGUUAUGGAUACUGAGUAUACAGUUAUCAAUCUAAUUGAAAUGGGCGAUUAUGAAUUCAGAGUAUUUGCUAUCAAUGCUGCAGGCCGUUCUGAGCCAAGCUUAUGCACGAUGCCAAUUAAGGUCUGCGAGGUGCUCGGAGGUGAGAAACCAGAUUGGAUAACGCGUCUGCAGAACCGUAUUGCUCCAUGUGGCAAAGAUCUUACAUUGCAAUGCGCCGCGACAGGCAAACCAAUCCCAACAGCUAGAUGGCUGAGAAAUGGCAAAGAGAUUCAAAUGGUACCCGGUGGUCGUAUGACAUGCGACAGCAAAGAGGGCGUCUUUAGACUAAACAUAAUGAAUGUGCAAGCUGGCGAUGAUGGCGAUUACACAUGUGAGGCAAUAAAUUCGCUUGGUUUUGUUCAUACAUCUGGCUAUGUGAAAGUUGGCUCACCGCCAAUUAUUAACAGAUGCCCCAGUGAGCUGUACCUUCCCGAAGGUGACAAUACCAAAAUUAAGGUCUACUAUUCCGGCGAUCAGCCACUUACUGUAAAAAUAACAAGAAAUCACGAGCUUAUCUCCGAUAUUGCUGAUGACAUGCACAUCAAAUAUAACAUAUUUGAUGACUAUGUUGCAAUCUUUAUACGUGAUAUUGUUAAGAGCGAUGGCGGGCUCUAUCAAAUUGAGUUGAGCAAUGAUUCGGGUACGGCAAUUGGUCAGUUCGAUGCACGCAUAACAGGAUUGCCGUCAGCACCCGUUGGACCAAUGGGAAUCUCGCACAUCAAUAAGCAUUCGUGUACUUUAGCGUGGCGUCCACCAGCAUAUGAUGGUGGACUUAGAGUUACGCAUUAUGUAGUCGAGCGGAAGGAUAUAUCGUCACCACAUUGGAUAACUGUGUCCACUACGUGCAAAGACACGACUUUCAUGGUUCAGGGCUUGAUUGAGAAUCAAGAGUAUAUAUUCCGCGUAAUGGCUGUAAAUGAAAAUGGCAUGGGCCUGCCAUUAGAGGGCCUUAAUCCCAUACGUGCUAAGGCUCCAAUUGAUCCACCAUCAUCACCAGGCAUUCCGCAAAUCACCGAGGUCGGAGGGGACUUUGUACAUUUAGACUGGAGCAAACCCGAAUCAGAUGGCGGUUCGCACAUUCAGGGUUACUGGAUAGACAAGCGCGAAGCUGGCAGUGACGCAUGGCAGCGUGUUAAUGUUACCAUAUGUUCUGCCAAUCAAAUAAACUGCCCCAAUUUGAUCGAAGGCAGGCAAUAUGAGUUCCGUGUCUUUGCUCAGAAUGUGGCUGGAUUAUCGAAAGAUUCAUCCGCUUCCCAAGUUGUCAAAAUUGUUGAUCCAAAGGCGGCAACGCCACCUGUGAUUGUGAAACCGCUUCGCGAUGCCAAUUGCAUCCAAAAUCAUAAUGCCCAAUUCACUUGUACAAUCACUGGCGUACCUCGGCCGACAAUUACCUGGUAUAAGGGUGCAAGAGAGAUUACAAAUGGUUCCCGUUAUCAUAUGUACUCUGAGGGUGAUAAUCAUUUCUUGAAUAUCAAUGAUAUAUUUGGCGAAGAUGCUGAUGAAUAUGUGUGUCGUGCAGUUAAUAAAGCCGGGGCAAAAUCAACCCGAGCAGCUCUUGCUAUUAUGACUACACCAAAAUUAAACGUUCCGCCGAGAUUUAGGGAUACUGCCUACUUUGACAAAGGCGAGAACGUUAUAAUUAAAAUACCAUUCACCGGUUUUCCCAAGCCCCGCAUUCAUUGGGUAAGAGAGGGGGAAAAUAUUGAAUCCGGUGGUCACUAUACUGUUGAUGUUAAAGAACGACAUGCUCUGUUGAUAAUACGCGAUGGAUCGCGUUUAGAUUCUGGACCAUAUCGUAUCACAGCUGAGAAUGAACUUGGGUUGGACACAGCCAUAAUUCAGGUUCAAAUAAGUGAUCGACCCGAUCCACCACGAUUUCCUUUGGUUGAAAGUAUUGGCACUGACUCGCUUUCUCUCAGUUGGAAGCCACCUAUUUGGGAUGGUGGCAGUGACAUCACCAACUAUCUUGUCGAGCGCCGGGAGCAUCCAUUGUCGUCGUGGAUACGAGUGGGAAAUACUCGCUUUACUUCGAUGGCAGUUACUGGCCUAGUACCGGGUAAAGAGUAUGAUUUCCGUAUUUUUGCUGAUAACGUUUACGGACGCUCUGACUCGUCCGAGAUCAGCACAUUGAUUAAAACCAAGGAAUCGAUCAAGAAAAAAACGAAUGAACGCAAAUGGGAUAUCGAUGAAAAUGGUAAAAAAAUACGUGGUAAAGCUGAUGGACCGAUUAAAGACUAUGAUUCUUAUGUAUUUGAUAUAUACUCUAAAUUCGUACCACAACCUGUCGAGAUUUCGCACCAAAGCGCUUAUGACAAAUAUGACAUACUCGAGGAAAUCGGUACUGGUGCUUUUGGAGUAGUACAUCGUUGUCGUGAACGUAGUACAGGAAACAUAUACGCUGCUAAAUUUAUACCUGUCUCUCAUACAGUUGAGAAAGAUCUAAUACGACGUGAAAUUGACAUAAUGAAUCAAUUGCAUCACCAAAGAUUAAUAAAUUUACAUGACGCUUUCGAAGACGAUGAUGAAAUGGUUCUGGUACUAGAAUUCUUAUCUGGUGGAGAAUUAUUUGAGCGCAUUACCGCCGAGGGAUAUAUAAUGACCGAAGCCGAAGUUAUCAACUAUAUGAGACAAAUAUGUGAAGGCAUAAGACAUAUGCAUGAAAAGAACAUUAUUCAUCUCGAUAUAAAGCCUGAGAACAUAAUGUGCCAAACUCGCACAAGUACUAGUGUGAAACUGAUUGAUUUUGGGUUAGCCACCCGAUUGGAUCCGAACGAAGUAGUUAAGAUAACCACGGGCACAGCUGAGUUUGCUGCUCCUGAAAUUGUAAAUAGAGAGCCUGUUGGAUUCUAUACAGAUAUGUGGGCCACCGGAGUGCUAGCUUAUGUUCUACUUAGUGGUCUUUCCCCGUUUGCUGGUGACAAUGAUGUACAGACAUUGAAAAAUGUUAGGGCGUGCGAUUGGGACUUUGACGUAGAUGCUUUUAGACAUAUAUCUGAGGACGGUAAGGACUUCAUACGUAAGCUUUUAAUUGCGAACAAAGAGAAGCGUAUGACAGCACACGAAUGCCUAUUGCAUCCAUGGCUAACUGGAGAUCAUAGCGGAUUGACGCAGAAGAUUGCGCGCGAUCAUUAUUUGUCAUAUCGUGAUAAAUUAAGAAAGAAAUACGAAGAUUUUGAGAAGUACUUGCUGCCAAUGGGACGGCUGUCGGAAUAUUCUUCUUUGCGAAAGCUGAUGAUGGAGAAGUAUAAAAUAUAUGAUGCCGUCUUCGACCGAAGGCAAGCAGCACCGCGCUUCGUCAUUCGUCCAUCGUCGCAAUUCUGCUAUGAAGGUCAGAGUGUUAAAUUCUAUUGUCGCUGUAUUGCAAUAGCCACGCCCACGUUGACAUGGUCGCACAAUAAUAUUGAAUUAAGACAAAGCGUUAAGUUUAUGAAGCGCUAUGCUGGUGAUGACUAUUAUUUUGUAAUCAAUCGUGUCAAACUUGAGGAUCGUGGCGAGUAUAUAAUACGCGCCGAGAAUCAUUAUGGAUCAAGGGAGGAAGUCGUCUUUCUCAAUGUCCAUCCACUGCCUAAAGAACAGCCAAAGUAUAGAGCCGAAUCCACUCCCGUUCGCCGUCGAGAACCAUUGCCAUAUACAUUCUGGCAGGAGGAAUCUGAAUCGGCACCAAGUUUUACAUUCCUCUUACGUCCACGUGUCAUGCAAGCUCGAGACACAUGUAAGUUACUUUGCUGCUUAAGUGGAAAGCCGGUGCCCACUGUAAAAUGGUAUAAGGAUGGCCAUGAGCUAAGUAAAUUUGAGUACGCAAUGACACAUUCAGAUGGUGUUGUCACUAUGGAGAUCGUCGAUUGCAAGCCAUCUGAUUCUGGUAAAUACGUCUGCAAAGCAACCAAUUGCCACGGAAUAGAUGAAACUGAGUGCGUCGUUAUUGUUGAAGGAGAAUGGGUUACGCCUGAGCAGGCAGAGCUUGCUCACAAUUUCCUUUACUCAGGAGAUCGUAAAUUCAUAGAGCAACCAAUAAGGCCAGCACCACCACCAAUUAUAACAGCUCGCCAAUUUACUAGCUUAGCGGCUAGUAGUUCAAUGCAAGAGACGUCGAAUAUUAAGACUGUUAACACUAGCACAAGUUCCUUAACACAGAAUAGCAUUUCGGGUAAAAAGAAGUACGCGGCUCGCUCUUUGCAGGCACCUGGUAGCCCAUCAAGGUCCCGUAGUGCAACCAAAGAACUCAUACUGCCACCCGAUGAUUCCCUUAUGUAUAAACCCGAAUUUACAAAACCACUUCACGAUUUACAAAUACAUGAUGGCGAGCCUUUAGCAUUGAUAUGUCAUGUUAAGGGCGACCCGGAACCACAGAUAACAUGGUCCAAGAACGGCAAGGCUGUCUCUUCUUCCGACAUAAUGGAUCUAAAAUACAAAAACGGUGUUGCUACGUUGACUAUUAAUGAAGUUUUUCCCGAAGAUGAAGGAGUUUUCACAUGCACGGCGACAAACUCGAUUGCAUCAGUCGAAACGAAAUGCAAGUUAACUGUUAAGCCUUUGGAUAAGUUAUCAAGCAAACGCCAAGCAUCUGGCAGUGAUAAACCACCAAAAAUAGUUAGCCACUUGGAAUCUCGUUUUGUAAGAGACGGCGAUGCGGUAACAUUAGCUUGCCGCAUCAUUGGAGCUAAACAUUUCGAUGUCGUUUGGCUGCACAAUAAUAAGGAAAUUAAGCCAAGCAAAGAUUUCCAAUAUUCAAAUGAAGCAAAUAUUUAUCGACUGCAAAUUGCCGAGAUCUUUCCCGAAGAUGGUGGCACUUACACCUGUGAGGCAUUUAACGAUGCUGGCGAAUCGUUUAGUACGUGUACCAUAAACGUUACUGUUCCUGGUGAUGAUUCAAAGCAGCCAACAUAUGUGAAAUUCCCAAGUUCUGUUUCGGUUAUGGAAGGCGAAAGCGCAAAAUUCGAAUGUGACUUUAAUGAUGAACUUCUUAAUUUGGUAUGGCUCAGGGAUGGCAAAUCUAUCGAUGAGAAAAACACCCGAUACUCAUUCUCUAAGGAUGGCAAUUGCUAUGUGUUCUCCAUAUCCAAGUGUACUGUCGAUGAUGUGGGACAAUAUCAAGCCAAGGCUAUUGCUAAAAAGGGAGAGAGCUUAUGCGCAUUUUCUGUGAAUGUACAAAACUCUGAGGCCUAGAAAAGAAAAACCAAAGUUAAUGUACACGAUUAGUGACUUAAAAAAUAUGUUCAAUCUACCAAUUAGGCUGCUUAACAUAUUAUAGUAUAAUCAUUACACUAUUCUGCAUCACAGGCUAGAUAAAUUAAUAAGCAACACAAACUUAAAAAUCAAAAAAAAACAAAGAAAACAUAAUUUGAAGCUAGAAACACACAAUUCAUAAUCCACAAUUUCAUUAUCUUAGAGAUAUAAGCGACAUAUAAUAAUUUCAUUUUUAUGUUUUGUAUGGUUUUGAUAUUUCAUUUGUCUGGCGACCUUACUACGAAAAUUGAACAAAUCAAUCGAACUUAUGCAGUACAAGCACGUGUUCCUCUGAUUGGAUACAAAGAGAACCUAUACAUUUGUGUGACAAUUGGCAUCCUCAUCUAACAGCUUUAACAACCAAAUAUGCCACACAGAUGGCCAUAAGGACAACUCUCUUUUGUUCAUCGUUGAACUCGAUCU
Drosophila busckii is the source of this 27486-nucleotide messenger RNA. It is a transcript of the gene bent, whose product is annotated as twitchin. Gene Ontology annotation, molecular function: protein kinase activity; protein binding; ATP binding. The transcript has 45 exons. NCBI's taxonomy places the organism in Eukaryota, Metazoa, Arthropoda, Insecta, Diptera, Drosophilidae. The record is from RefSeq and is a predicted model, not a curated record. Bases 157 to 27003 code for a protein of 8948 amino acids. Gene Ontology annotation, biological process: protein phosphorylation.